AUGGACCCGGCUUCCAGGAAGCACGAGCACCCCGACGGCAAGGCUCCUGGACCGAGCAUGACCCCAGGGUCUGAUCCGCCACUGAAGGUCAGGAGGGUGUCGCCGCGGAAGAUAGCGAAGUUCUACAACGUGCUGGCGGCCCCGCUGUGCGAGCGCAAGGGCAGGCAGCUUGAGAGCGCAGAACCCGACCGGUUCCGCUUCUUCCCGAGCCGCUGGGAGAAAUUUUCAGAUUCGGGCACGGACAGGAUCGAGUUGGGAGGCUUCACGCCCUUCAAUCAUAUACGGGGCAGCCACGUCCUGUUCCUGGCCGACUUCCACAGCAACGACGCCGUGUUGUCCCAGGUGAACGCGUUAGUCACCCUCUGCGAGUCCUUCAUCCUCAGCCUCACCAUCGCCCUGCCGUACUACCCGCACGGCACAAUGGAACGCGUGGAACGCGAGGGCGAGGUGGCCACGGCCAGCACGGUGGCCCGCAUCAUCUCGCAUUUGCCCUCCUGCGGCUCGCCCGCGCGCGUGAUGCUGUAUGACCUGCACGCUCUGCAGAACCGCUACUACUUCCACGGCAACGCGGCGGCCUCCCUGCACUCGACGGUACCUAUGCUGCUCUCCGCCCUGAGCGCCGACGCGGCUCGAAUACCCGACGCUGCCUCGGGGAAGGUGAGUGCCAUCGCCUUUCCCGACGAUGGCGCCGCCAAGCGCUUCGGGAAACUCUUCGUGCAGGAGGGAUUUCCCAUCAUUAUCUGCGGCAAGGUCCGCGACGGUGACAAGAGGAUCGUACGCAUCAUGGAGGGGGAGUGCAAGGAUCAGCAUGUACUGAUCGUCGAUGACCUCACGCGCUCUGGUGGCACCCUAUACCAGUGCGGCAAGGUUCUCAGGGAAUUCGGCGCCGUGGGCGUCUCAGCAUUCGUAGCUCACGUGGCUAUGCCGCCCGAAGUCUGCAAGAAGUUUUUCAAAAAAGGCAGUCACGGUGCCGGUGAGUACGCGAUCUUUGAUACGUUCUACACCACAGACUCGAACCCGAUCGUCGCAGACAAACUCCCCAAGGAUGAUGUCUUUCGGGUGCUGGACAUGGUGCCGCGGCUGAUGGAGGACCUCGACUGA
Messenger RNA from Prorocentrum cordatum, 1101 nucleotides. Lineage: Eukaryota; Dinophyceae; Prorocentrales; Prorocentraceae. The record is from the annotation of a GenBank genome assembly.